UGGAGCAGCUCCAUUACAGCUCUGCUUCUGACUGUGGGAUCUUGGGCAAGUCCUUGUCCUGUCUGGCUUCAGCUGGCCUUGAUGACCACGAGUGGCCCUUCCAGCUCUUAAGUCCAGUGACCCCAUUUUUCUGAGUCUUUCGAGGAGGCUGCUGGAGAGCCUUAGGGACCCCAGCUUCCCCUGCCCUAAGCCCCCCUGUGAUGCAGACUCCCUUCUCUUUCAGAUGCAUUUCAUCUUCUCAGAUAAGGUGGUGCUUCUGUUUGAUUUCUGGAGCGUCCACAGUCCUGCAGGUAAGAAUGGGAAGCUUUGUAGGUCCAGGCCAUGGAGAACCCACCAGCUUCUAGCUUUCAGCUCAUUACCAGCAUUAACUUGCCUCUCCUUUGUAUCUAGGUGGUUUUCGUGUCACUUUGGACAAUCUCUAAUCCAUGUCGCUCAGGUGGUCAUCAGCUACUUCCUGAUGCUGGCUGUAAUGUCUUAUAACACCUGGAUUUUCCUCGGUGUGGUCCUGGGCUCAGCUGUGGGCUACUACCUAGCCUACCCACUUCUCAGCAUCAAUUAGCCGGCGAGGGCUGUGCAGGCCCUGAGGGCUGCAGAAAGCUGGGGCCCCCUCUUCCAGGCAUUGUACUUCCAGCCCCAAGUCUCUCUCUUCUGAUGACUGUUCCUCACCUCACUCCCAGCUCCUGGGAGCUUUCAGCUGAAGCCAGCACUUGAUCCCUGGAGUUCAGAGGCCAUUGCAGCUACCUCUCCUCAGAGAGACAGCCCAGGCGUAGUCUUGUUGUGCCUCGGAAGGCUGCUGUGACCAGCAGAAUGGAGAGACCACCACCCGGGGGAAGGAUUGUUGAGCCCAUGAUGACUUAACUGUCUGACUCAAAACGUACGAAUUUCCAAAGAUCUUCAGGACCGGGAGAUGGGUUCUGGGUGACGGGCACAGAACCUGGAUACCCUUUGCUUUCCUGAUUUGUGCCUUAUCUAGAGGAGUAUCUUCUAUUGGACUUUCUGACCUCCUCUGUCUUUGGGGGACAGAGACCAAGCUGGCUUUUUUUUCUCACCUUUCUGCCUU
Hipposideros armiger (great roundleaf bat) is the source of this 1060-nucleotide messenger RNA. It is a transcript of the gene SLC31A2, whose product is annotated as solute carrier family 31 member 2. NCBI's taxonomy places the organism in Eukaryota, Metazoa, Chordata, Mammalia, Chiroptera, Hipposideridae. Bases 224 to 559 code for a protein of 111 amino acids. Gene Ontology annotation, biological process: copper ion transmembrane transport. The record is from RefSeq and is a predicted model, not a curated record. The transcript has 2 exons. Gene Ontology annotation, cellular component: membrane. Gene Ontology annotation, molecular function: copper ion transmembrane transporter activity.